UAUAUGCAGAAACAGAUAAUUAUGUCUCUAGUUUAUUCACAUUAAAUGGAAAAUUGAAUUCCACCUCCUUCAUUUCUUCUCCUCUUAAUUAAUCCCUUUUGAACCCUUUAUAGUUGCCUUCAUUAAGAUUUUGAUGCAUUGAUAGCAUCAAAAUAUGGUGGCCACAAGCACAAAUGAGUUGGAGGCAGGAACUGUUUCUAGGUAUGACAGGAAAAGUGAAAUCAAGGUAUUCGAUGAAUCAAAAACUGGGGUCCAAGGACUGGUAGAAAAUGGUGUGACAAAGGUUCCACGGAUGUUCUAUUGUGAACACUCUAAUCUCAGUGAUGGAUUAACCACAGAAUCAAAUUCAAACUUCACUAUCCCCUCCAUAGACCUCACUGGCAUCAAUGAUGACCCUAUUUUGAGAGAUGCUGUUGUGGGAAAAGUUAGAUAUGCAUGUGAAAAGUGGGGCUUCUUUCAGGUUACAAACCAUGGAAUUCCAACUCAAGUUUUGGAUGAGAUGAUCAAAGGAACUGGCAGGUUUCAUGAACAAGAUGCCAAGGUGAGGAAAGAGUACUACACCCGUGAUAUGAGCAGGAAAGUUAUUUAUCUUUCCAACUUUAGUCUUUAUCAAGAUCCAUCUGCUGAUUGGAGGGAUACACUUGCAUUUUUUUGGGCGCCUAAUUCACCCAAUGAUGAAGAAUUGCCUGCAGUUUGUAGAGAUAUUGUGCCUGAGUACUCAACAAAAGUAAUGGCACUUGCUUCUACUUUGUUUGAGUUACUGUCAGAGGCUCUUGGCCUUGAUCGCUUUCACCUUAAAGAAAUGGGUUGUGAUGAAGGGCUUCUUCAUCUGUGUCACUAUUACCCAGCAUGCCCUGAGCCAGAAUUAACUAUGGGCACUAGCAGGCACACAGACGGUAACUUCAUGACAAUACUUUUGCAAGACCAAAUGGGUGGCCUUCAAAUUCUUCAUGAAAAUCAAUGGAUUGAUGUGCCUGCAGCACAUGGAGCUCUUGUAGUGAACAUUGGAGAUCUUCUGCAGCUAGUGACUAAUGAAAAAUUCAUCAGUGUUCAACAUAGAGUUCUAGCAAACCAUCAAGGCCCAAGAACAUCAAUUGCAUCCUUUUUUAGAAUUGGUGAUCAGUCACCAGAGGGACUCUCAAGAGUCUUUGGUCCCAUCAAGGAACUGUUAUCUGAACACAAUCCACCAGUGUACAGAGAAACUUCUUUAAAAGACUACUUGGCACAUCAAUACGCAAAGAGCAUCGGAGCUUCUUCACUGUCAUUAUUCAAGUUGUGAUUAUGAUAAAUUGCAUGCAACACUUGAUGUUUUCAGAACAAGUUGUGGUUUAUCUCAUUUUGCUAAAAUUUGGUACAUGGCUAUGUGGCUUCAAGAACUGAAAACUAUGGCAUAUUGUAUUCUUUGAAAAAUGUAUCCGUUUAGACUAGAGAAAAAUAAUUAUGCACCUUGGGUUCUCAAAUAUCAACAUAAAACUUGAGAGAAGCUUUAUAGCAUGUAUUUAGAUAAUCUUGAAGGUAUGAAUUAAAUAGAAGAAUUUAUUCUACA
This is a messenger RNA of Glycine soja, 1546 nucleotides long. RefSeq names its product 1-aminocyclopropane-1-carboxylate oxidase homolog 1-like. The coding region runs from base 155 to 1279 and encodes 374 amino acids. The record is from RefSeq and is a predicted model, not a curated record. Lineage: Eukaryota; Viridiplantae; Streptophyta; Magnoliopsida; Fabales; Fabaceae. The transcript has 3 exons.